UCUUCCACGCCGCAAGGCUAGCUUAUGCACGAUCAUGAUGCCGGUGGGCGGCGAGCGAGAAGCUCUCCUCGUGGCAGCGCCGCCAGGUCCAGUGCGAGCGUGAUGAUGGUGGCGGCGGCGGACAGUGGUCUUCCCGCGGCCGCCGCGCAGGCGAUGGUGGCGAGGGAUCAGCAGCGCGAGGAGCCCGUGGGAGCCCAAGAUCCAGCUCUGCGCGCGGCGCCCGCGGAAGCUGUGGGUAGGAGGAGGAAGGCGGCUCGGCCGGAGGCCCGCACCGAGUUCUUCCGCGGCGUGUCCCGGAGACCCAGCGGCAGGUACGGGGCGCUGAUGAAUGACCCCAAGGACAAGGUUCAGGUGUGGCUCGGCACCUUCGACACCGCCGAGGAGGCCGCCAGAGCGUACGACGCCGCGGCCGUCAAGCUGCUCGGCGCGGCGGCUGUUACCAACUUCGAGCAACCGCAUGUGACUGCCGCUGAUGAUGACGGCGUCGCGCAGGCGCAGCACCUCCCAUGCGAGUGCGAGGGCAAGGGCGCCACGGCAGAGCCGUCCUCACCGGUGAAGAGGAAGAAGAUGAUGAUGAAGAAGAAGGCGGUCAGGCAUCUCCGCGGCGUGCUGCAGAUGGCAAGCGGCAGGUACGGGGCGCAGAUCAGGCACUCCAAGACCUUGCGGUGGCUCGGCACCUUUGACGCCGCCGAGGACGCCGCCAGAGCGUACGACGCCGCGGCCGUCGAGCUGCACGGCGCGAGGGCUGUCACCAACUUCAAGGCAGGCGGCGGCGUCUCCGAGUCGUCCGGCCAAGCGGCGGGGAGCGUGAAGAUGAAGAAGGUGAAGAAGCCGGCGGCCGGGAGCGUGAAGAUGAAGAAGACAAAGAAGUCGGCGGCGGCUAGGGUGGACGCGGCGACCGAGCUCCAAGGCACGCACGGGCAACUGGGCGGCGAGUGCAGUGCGCAGACAUGGUACUCCAAGGACUUUGACCUCCUCGACGACUUCCCGGAGCUGCCGCCGCUCGAUUUCCCGUACAGCCUGAUCCCAGGCCCGCUGCUCGACGAUCUUCGGACCAACUUGCCGCCGGCGCAGCGGCAGCUGGUGGACCAGUUCAUCAAGGACAUAGACUUCACGGACGUGGUGAAUUAA
Messenger RNA from Triticum urartu, 1131 nucleotides. Lineage: Eukaryota; Viridiplantae; Streptophyta; Magnoliopsida; Poales; Poaceae. The record is from RefSeq and is a predicted model, not a curated record.